GGCGCGCGUUUUCUACAAAACAUAGAUUUGGAAGGGUAACAAAAUAAAAUUUCUUAGAAAUCAAAGUCAUAAAUGUCACAACACAUUACACUCACAUCGUUUAAAUAACUUUGGCACGUUGAAUUUGUAUUGACUGACUGACUGUAGGAACAUCAAAGGAUAUACCCUCUAAGCCCACGGUAUCAAAGACCCACUGUGUUUUAGUCAAUCAAAAACAGCUAUCGUUGACUACAUAAUCAGGCAGUUGACAUAUGCAAGUGUCAGUGUGAUAUGAUAUCCACUUUACUUGCACUAGACAUGUACAUAGUAUAUGUUAUCAUGGUGCAGUCAACAGCACAUCAAGUUACACAGCGUGUACCUCUAUGACGCGAGGGGGAAUCCACUUUUAAAGUUUAUAACCAGUGUUCCAUGGGAGUAUGAUGAUAUAAUUCCAGAUUAUGAAGUAGGAAAGACAAUAUGCAUACUAUUUCUAUCUUUGAGGUACCACAACCUGAAUCCAGAUUACAUCAACAAUAGAUUGAAAGAACUUGGGAAGAAGUAUGAACUCCGUGUUCUUUUAGUGCAGGUAGAUUUAAAAGAUCCUCACCUACCACUGAAGAAUCUAAACAGAAUAUGCCUUCUGACAGACAUGACUCUGAUGUUGGCUUGGAGUCCUGAAGAGGCAGCGAAAGUCAUAGAGAACUACAAAAUAUAUGAGAACAAACCACCUGAUAGGAUUAUGGAAAAAAUUGAGAAUGAUCCACAUCAAAAGAUAAUCAAUGCUCUUAGUUCAAUAAAGCCAGUGAACAAAACAGAUGCAAUGACUUUAAUAAAACAAUUUGGUACUUUAGAGAAUAUAAUAAAAGCAUCUGAAAGGAGACUGGCAGAAAUACCAGGCUUUGGAGCCACUAAAGCGAAAAAGCUAUACAAAGCUUUACAUGAGCCUUUCCUGAAACGGCCAAAUAUUAAAGAUGAAGAAUUUUCAGAAGACCUGAAUUUGGAAGAAGUGGAAUCAAUAGAGAAAGAAGUGACCCAAUAGUUUGUAAGUUAAAAUGGAUUUGUUACCGUUUUAAUAUUUUAAUAUUUGUUACCUAUUAUAUUAAAUUAUAUGAAUUAA
Plodia interpunctella (Indianmeal moth) is the source of this 1096-nucleotide messenger RNA. It is a transcript of the gene Ercc1, whose product is annotated as Ercc1. The record is from RefSeq and is a predicted model, not a curated record. Bases 311 to 1018 code for a protein of 235 amino acids. Gene Ontology annotation, biological process: mitotic recombination; UV-damage excision repair. The transcript is spliced from 6 exons. Gene Ontology annotation, molecular function: single-stranded DNA binding; damaged DNA binding. Lineage: Eukaryota; Metazoa; Arthropoda; Insecta; Lepidoptera; Pyralidae. Gene Ontology annotation, cellular component: ERCC4-ERCC1 complex; nucleus; nucleotide-excision repair factor 1 complex.